Molecule: messenger RNA, 3355 nt
Organism: Vespa mandarinia (Asian giant hornet)
Lineage: Eukaryota; Metazoa; Arthropoda; Insecta; Hymenoptera; Vespidae
Gene: Ak3
Product: Adenylate kinase 3
Biological process (GO): nucleobase-containing compound metabolic process
Cellular component (GO): mitochondrion
Molecular function (GO): ATP binding; AMP kinase activity
Source: RefSeq, a predicted model, not a curated record
AGACAAACUAAGGACAAAAGAGAACGCAUCUUUGCUAUGAUUAGUUUACAUUUAAGUACACAUAAAUAAGUAUAGCUUAAGGUAGCACUAGACUAACUAUGCUUUUAUUGCAUUUGAUCAAACUGGCAAUAUAUUGAAUGAAAAGAAAGAGGAAUAUUGAGUAUUCAUUAGAGAGGAUUCUUAAACCACACGAAUGAUAAAUCACGAUCACAGAAUGUAUAGAUAUGUAUAUUUUAAGAAUGAUAAAAUACAAUAGAGACUCGAUAAUAUAGGGUGAAAGGCUGUUGUAAUGUAAUUUACUUAUUUUAUAUGAUGGGAUAUUUAAAUGGGAAAUUUUAUGAUAAUAAUAUCUCUCAAGCGUCGCGUUCGAGAAAUUAUUCAAUGACCAGGUUUCAAGUUAAUUAUGAUCCUGACAUGAAUAAUAAAUUUGAAGAAGAAGAUAACUUUUUCCGUCGAGAUACGGUUUAAAAUCAAAACUUAAAUCCUAGAGUCUCUAUUGUGAUGUAAGAAUUUAUAUUCGUAGAUUGUUGUACAUGUUUAUACGUGGCAAAUUGUAAGAGAAUCUUACAAAAAUAGAUAUAUAGAAAGAAGUUCGAAAUGAUGGGACAUACUACUCUUGUAGCAUACACAAGAUGGGCUUACAAAGUUAAAGAGAGUUUAUGAAUAAAUAAGUAUGCCCAAUUCAUACAUAUAUGGUGUUUUUAACGCAGAGACGUGCAAACUUUUUGUCGGAGAAGAAUAGAUAUGGUUCCCAUUACUGUUAUUCGAUUGGUCUUUACUCAAAAUAUGUUUACCCAGCGUUUUCAAAUAUUAUCAUGAGCAAUAUAAUGAGAGUGAAUAAACGCUGGAGGGAGAAUGUUGGUACGAUGAGAGCGAAAAGAAUAAAAGAAAUUUUAUGAUGUGAAGAUAAAUGAGCAAUUCGCUCCGCAAAGUUCGCAAGCUAACUUGAACGUCUCUAUUUAAAUAUAAAGAGAGGAGAAAUUUGUUUUCCCUCUCUCCCCACACUAACGUUCGUCCUCCUUGUUCACUAGUACUCUUAUAUGUAUAAACUUUAUUCAAUAAUGAUGAAAAACAAAUUCAAACACAUAUAUAAUAUACAUAUAUAGUAUGUGAAGAGUAUGAAAAGAAAGAAUUUGCAUCAUCGAGUUAAGGAGUGACGAUCGCUGUGGUGUUGGUUGAGAAAAGCGGCCUCGGAAAGGCCAAUCUAACGACCUCUGUUUUAAUGGAUAAGGCCUUUUAAUUAUUGUCUCGUUAUACAUACACGCUUUUGAUAAAUUCAAAAAAAAAAAGAAGAAAAAUAAAAAGAAACCGGCACAGGCCCUAACGUUGUAUUACUUUUUCAUAUGAAUAAAGUGCUACUUUGUCAAUAAAUUAAUUGAAUAUUUUUGCAAUACUUUCCAGAUGGCAAACUUCGAAAUAUAAUCUUAUCUAUUUCAUUUAUAUUUCUGUAGCAAUUGUUUGCAACGAUCUAAGAUAUUUUAAAGGAAAAUUCUUGAUCUUGUACAUAUAAUGAUAAGGAAAGGAAUUAUCAAGUAUAGUAAUAACAAAGAUCUGAUAAUUAACCCUUUGCGGACCACUAACGCGCUCUACAUAACAAUCAAUUUGGCCGAGGAACUCAUACAUACGUUUGACAAAAACAAUUUAUGGCCGAAAAGACUCAUGUAUCCACGUAAUCACGUCACUAUGGCCGAUAAACUCAUAUGUGCACUGGCUAUUUCAAACGACUACCGCGAUAAUGGCUCGGCCUCGCAAAAGCUUGACUUCAAACCGUACCAUCUGCAAAGGGUUAAAAAAAAAGAGAAAAAAAUAUUUGAUAUUUGAAUAUUACAAAGACUAUGAUCAUAUUGAAAGUAGAGAAAUCACUAAUUAGAAGAAAGAAGAUAGAUCAUAGUAUAUGCUUUUCUUAUCUUUGGGACAAAAAAUUUGUAGACGAUACUUAAAUCAUCACAGUAAGUGAACUAGCGGGAGAGAACGAUCACACAAUAAUAAAAGUGUGUCGCGUAUGAAUGAAUCGUUGCUCUAUACUGAUAGUCUUUGCCUCUCGUAAAUAAUUCAGUGGUGGGAAUAUGUUUCUAUUGCGUCUGUCAAUCGUGUCUUGCGUCUGCGAGGAUUCGUUGAUGACAAUUGAACAAUGAGUUAUAUAGAAAACGUGCAUAUCAUAGGUUAGAAGGAAGAAAUAUCGAAACGUGUACGAGGUUGGCCGAAGACAAUGAUACGAAGCUAGAACCGAAUCUAGAACGAAAUUGACCGAGUUUUCACGAAUUCAAACGAACCGUAGCGAACGCGAAGACACAAUGUAUUAUAAAACAAGGAAGGAGGAGGAACGUCGUCGACGUUUAGAACGACUUUUAGAGAGGAUAGAUUUAAUGGUAGCGUUAUCCACGUGUUGUUUUUCCAAGGCUGCGGCUUUCAGGGCCGUCAUACUUGGUGCCCCUGCUUCCGGAAAAGGUACGAUCUCCUUAAGGAUCAUCGAACAUUUCAACAUAAUGCAUAUUUCCAGUGGGGACAAAUUACGUUUGCACGUGAAGAAUAAUACAGAAUUAGGCAAAGAGGUGAAGAAAUAUCUGGACAGUGGAAGUUUCGUUCCAGACGAAACGAUGAUUUCCUUAAUCGAAAAAGAAAUUGAAGCUGUAGGAAAUCAUAAUUGGCUAUUAGAUGGAUUCCCAAGAACGUUGACUCAAGCGGAAAAGCUGCAAAGAAUUCAACCAGCAAAUCUUGUCCUGAACCUAAUCGUACCUACAUCCGUGAUUUUAAAUCGUGUGAAGAAUAGGUGGGUCCAUUUGCCAAGCGGAAGAAUUUACAAUAUAGGAUUUAAUGAUCCCAAAGUACCGGGUAAAGACGAUGUGACUGGUGAAUCACUUAGCCAAAGAGAAGACGACAAACCGGAAGUAGUGCAUAGAAGAUUAGAAGAAUAUUCUGCAAAGACCAAACCGGUGGUAGAUUUUUAUUGUAACCUUGGAAUACUUAAGAAUUUUCGAGGUGACACCACCGAUGACAUAUGGCCUUCGAUCAAGGAAUGUGUUAAACAAUUUUUAUAAUAUUUCUUAACCCGAAAGAAAGAAAAGGAAAAAUGGGACUUCUUAGUUAAAUAAUUGCAUUGAAAAGUUUAGUUUCCGUUUUAACAUUUUUACAUUCGAUACAAAAUAUACGCACAUUUGUAAAUAUUUGCCAAUAUCUACAUGUAUCAUACAUCUAUGAUAAAUUAAUUGUAUUUUCGAUAUUAUAUAUCGUUGAUAAUUAUCGAUGUAAUAUAUAUUUUUUUUUGUCACUUAUCAUUUGAUAAUAUAAUAAUAUAACAUAGACUGAAAGAUGAGAUAAGUCAUCUCGUACGUCUUGACAUUACCAAAUUUGAUUU